Mycena indigotica is the source of this 1887-nucleotide messenger RNA. Its product is annotated as Vacuolar amino acid permease. Gene Ontology annotation, molecular function: basic amino acid transmembrane transporter activity. Gene Ontology annotation, biological process: basic amino acid transport; transmembrane transport. Gene Ontology annotation, cellular component: fungal-type vacuole membrane. NCBI's taxonomy places the organism in Eukaryota, Fungi, Basidiomycota, Agaricomycetes, Agaricales, Mycenaceae. The record is from RefSeq and is a predicted model, not a curated record. Bases 1 to 1887 code for a protein of 628 amino acids. The transcript is spliced from 16 exons.
AUGGCAGCAGUUCCCAAUGAACGCGAUCCCCUCAUUCGCAAGCCUACCGCUCAAACGCGUCCUGUGCCAGACGUGGAAGAACAUGACGCAAAACACCGAUUAGGACCAUUGGAGAUUUCGGCGAGCAGGAGGCGGCGAGUGUUGGCUGGGUUAUGGAUAGGGACGUUCCUCGGAUCGUUAAAUUUAACGCUUGUCCCGACAAUGAUGCCCUCUAUAUCAUCCGAAUUCCAAAAGUUCCACCAAGCCAGCUGGCUAGGCACUGCAUACCUCCUUGCAACCUGCACCUUCACACCUCUUUAUGGUCGCUUAUGCAAUGUAAUGGGUCGCCGUGCGGCAAACCACACAGCAAUCUUCUUCGCGGCCGCGGGGACCAUUGGAUGUGGGUUUUCGCGAAACAUGGAGUCGCUCAUUGCCGCCCGCUUUCUUGCUGGUAUCGGCGGUGGCGGCCUAUUUACCACGUCAACAAUCAUCGUCAGCGACAUGUAUACUCUCAGGAAUUGGGGUCUCAUCCAAGGUCUUGCGAGCUGUUUUAAUGGCUUAGGUAUGGGACUUGGUGGACCAUUCGGUGGCGUCAUUACAGAUUUUUUGGGGUGGCGUGCUGCAUUCCUUCUCCAAAUCCCGCUUUACAUUGCCGCUGCUGUUAUGACGCAGUUUAAUGUAACCUAUGUAACGCCGGGAAAAUCCAAAGGAACUAAAGAGGUUUUAAAGCGGAUUGACUACUUUGGUAGUCUUACUCUCCUCACCGCAGUCGGAUCGCUGCUCCUCUUUCUUAGCUCAAGAUAUAACGAGAGUCUUCCGUGGCUCGAUACACGGGUCAUCAUUCCUCUCUCACUCGCCAUAGCCUUCUUCAUCGCGUUUCUCAUCGUCGAAAUCUUCGUGGCACCAGAGCCUGUCAUGGCCCCGUCAAUGCUGCGACAGAAAGUCCCCGUGCUCGUCAGCGCAUCGAAUUUCCUGGUGGCCGCGUGCAACUUCUCUGUGACCUACUUCUUCCCGAUGUGGUUCCAGGUUGUUACGCUACAGAGCGCUUCUACGGCGGGACUGCAUCUUAUGCCCAAUAGCGUCUCUAUGUCCACCGGCUCCAUGUUUGCGGGAUGGAUGAUGCACCGCACGGGUCGGUACAAGAAAAUCAACCUCAUCUUUGGCUUCUUCCCGUUCAUUGGAGCGACGCUGAUCUCGUUCAUGCGCCGAAGACUCUGGACCAAUUCAGUCCUGGCUCAGUAUCUCGCUUUGCUCGCGCACCUCCCAGAAUCACAAAUGGCCGUCGGAACAGGCUUUGGCCAGCUAUUCCGAGGCAUUGGCCAAGUCGGCGGCGUUGCGAUCUCUUCAGCGAUCUUCCAGUCCCGGUUAGAUAGCGAACUCAGAAAACGUUUUCCACCAGGCUCAGAGGACCUCAUUCUCCGAAUCAGACGAUCGAGCGCCGUAAUUCGCGAGUUGAUCCCCGAAGAGCAGCGUCUUGCGAGGGACUCUUACGCCGUCAGCCUCAAAACUGUCUACAUAUUUGCUGCCUGCUCGACCUUCUUGGCUUAUCUAGUUCGUUUACCCAUCCCAGACCAGGACUUGGAUAAAGCACAUGCCAGGCGACGACAGGCAGCUGAGGCCUCACCGCCAGCCGCGCCACCCCAGGCUGCGGUUGAUGUCGCUGGUCCAACUAUCAGCCCGUCUUCUGACACGCUGCUGGACGCGGACUCCAGCUCUCACUCGGGGUCCAUAACUCCUACCGACCUUGAUGCUGAUCCAGAGGCAAAUUCUCACUCUCGCUCAAUUCCGACGCGUCACCGACGGAGAUUGUCCGGGUUUGAAAGCUUCGACGGUGGAAUGGACUUGGAGAGCGAUGUGGUUGGUGGAUCGGCGCGGUCUAGAGCGUCGCUUGGAGCUGCGCGGACGUGA